AUGGUUACUCCAAACUUGACCAACUCGAGGGAUUCCACUACUUCAACCAACUCGACAAAUUCAACCAACUCAACUGAUUCAACACCAACAACUAAUACACCAGCAACGUCGACUUCGACUAGUGAUGAUUCCGAAAGCGUAGAUUCAGAAGUCAAGGAGUUGAUAAAAGGUAGGGAGAGCUUGACGUUUGGUCCUGACUCAUUAACCAAUAAUAAUAGUAAUAAUAAUAAUAUCGGUAAAGAGCGGCAGCCAGGCAAAGAUUCUAGUAUCGACUUAAAUGUUUCCAAUAGACUGUCAAUGAGUCACGGGCAUGGGUAUGGGCAUGUACAUAGCCCGUAUCACUAUGGUAAUAACUAUAUUCGACUAACUGAUCAACAAGGAAACACAUUCAUCUUGUACCCCAACGGGUAUGUGACUCCAGUCAGACAAAUUACUGGACAUAUAGGUGGGACAGGAUAUACCAACAUGUUGACGCAGCAGCUUUAUGCGCAAAACUCAACCCAAAGCUUUGCUGUUUUACCACAGCCACUACCACCACCACCUCCUCCACAAUUACCACCACAACAAGAUGCAAAUGGGGCAAAUGUAAACACCAAUGGUGGCUAUAUAUCAUCUUCGAGUGCAAUGAUGAUGAUGACAUCCACAAACACAGCUGGAUCGGUAGUAGGACCAACAAUGGGUAUUCCAUCACCAGGGCACCACAGCUUGACUGCAUCACCAUCAACCUCCUCAGCUUCACCUUCACCAUAUCGAAAGAACUUUCGAAAAUUUAGACAUUUGGGUCGUAAUAGCAGUAGACGUAAUGGACGUCAAUCAAAUUUACACGAAGUGCAAAAUUCCAUUUUAACUUUGGCUCAAUUUUGCGGCGACUUGGAUUUGGGGACUACCAAUAGAUUUGGAAACUUAGAUUCAACGUCAAUCAUUAUCAAUCUGAGCAGUGCCAACACUAGUUCCAGAUCGAGUUAUAGGAGUGUGUUGCAUCUUAAAACUAAUUAG
This is a messenger RNA of Lodderomyces margitis, 996 nucleotides long. RefSeq lists its product as uncharacterized. The transcript has a single exon. The record is from RefSeq and is a predicted model, not a curated record. Lineage: Eukaryota; Fungi; Ascomycota; Pichiomycetes; Serinales; Debaryomycetaceae. The coding region runs from base 1 to 996 and encodes 331 amino acids.